UUUAUGUGGUGUCAGUGGCUCUAAUAACAGACAGAACAGUGUAUGGUCUGAAGAGAAUGGGAGAGGAGAGGAGGUGAUGGACAGUGAAGGAGAUGCGGGAGAUUGUUCGUUGGAGGAGUUUCCCUCCAGCCCAGCCCCAGCCCCAGCCCCAGCCCCAACGGAGGCCGAACAUGUGGAUUCGGAUGGCUUGUCCGUCCUGGAGCAGCUGGGACUGGACCAGAACUCCGAUUUCUCAGACUCCAGCGUACAGCAGCGUUUGGACGAGCAGCGAGAGAGGAUCCGGAGAGAGAUCCGGAAGGAGCUGAAGAUAAAAGCAGGUGCGGAGAACCUGCGGCGGGCCACCACUGACAAACGCAACGCCCAGCAGGUGGAGAGCCAGUUACGCAGCUCCAGCCGCAAGCUGGACUCGCUCCACACUCAGCUGCAGGAGCUGGACGCCCACAUCGUGGUCAAGGGUCACGAUGACAGCAAAGAUGACCUUCAGCCUCUCGGGACGCCGGGUCGCUCCUCAGCCAAUCAGGACAGGAUUAAGGCUCUGGAGCGACAGCUCAACAUCGAACUGAAGGUCAAACAGGGGGCAGAGAACAUGAUCCCCAUCUACGCCAAUGGGGUUACAAAGGAUAAAAAGCUGCUUCAGUCGGCUCAGCAGAUGCUGCAGGACAGUAAGACAAAGAUCGACAUCAUCCGUAUGCAGAUCCGUAAAGCUAUGCAGGCCACCGAGCAGACAGACGACACUCAGGGUAUGUCUCACCGCAUAAAAUCUCACUCCCUCCGACAAAUGAGCGUUUAUCAGCUUAACAUGAUAAUAAAGCUCCUUAAUGGCUUAAACACAGGUCCUUUAGCAUCACUUUUCUCUGUUUGCCUCAUUGGAGGGAGUCUCAUCUCACGUAGUCAGACUUCUUCAGCAUUAGUCUUGUCCAUACUGCAUCUCAGGUUCACUUUAUAUAUGACGGGUCUGUCCUGCUCAGGGACGCUGCAGGUGCGUCUGCUGGGGUGUGUGGGCUUGUUGGAGAUCGUCCCGGGCCGCAGUCGCACGUCUCCGGUGGUUUUGCCUCACUUCAGUCCUGGAGACGGACGGCACUUCAAACUCACUCUGAGCAGCAGAAACAGCAGCUUCAGCCUGAAGACUCCCAGCAAGAGCGAAGAGCUGUCCUCGGAGGUGAGCGCCGUGUUGAAGCUAGAGAACUGUGUGGUGGGACAGACGUGUUGGAGGAGUGUUGGUGAACAGACAUGGGAUCAGACCUUCACUCUCGAGCUGGAGAGAUCCAGAGAGAUGGAGAUCGCCGUGUACUGGAGGGACUAUCGCUUGCUCUGUGCGCUCAAGUACCUGAAGCUAGAGGACUUUCUGGACAAUCAGAGACACCGAAUACAGCUGGAGCUCGAACCGCAGGGACUGCUGCUCGCCGAGGUGAUGUUCUUCAACCCUGUGAUAGAGCGAGGUCCACGUCUACAGCGGCAGAGGAAGGUGUUUUCCAAACAGCAGGGUAAAGCCUUCCUGCGCGCUAAACAGAUGAACGUCGACAUGGCGACGUGGGUUCGUCUGCUGAAGAACGCCAUUCCCAUGAGCUCCUCCACACACAGCUACACACAACACACCAACACACAACACAGCAGCAGCGAGAUUUCCAUCCAGAAGAUUCAGCUGGACGGCGACUCUCCUCCAUCUGUGACGAGAAAAAACACACAGACGUCAAGCACGGUAAACCUCAGAGACUUCACUGACUGA
This is a messenger RNA of Sinocyclocheilus anshuiensis, 1726 nucleotides long. RefSeq names its product serine/threonine-protein kinase N2-like. Gene Ontology annotation, molecular function: protein serine/threonine kinase activity; small GTPase binding. Lineage: Eukaryota; Metazoa; Chordata; Actinopteri; Cypriniformes; Cyprinidae. Bases 77 to 1726 code for a protein of 549 amino acids. The transcript is spliced from 10 exons. Gene Ontology annotation, biological process: protein phosphorylation; signal transduction. The record is from RefSeq and is a predicted model, not a curated record.